AUGGUCUCUUCUGCUCGUUACUUUGAUGCUUUGUCACCUCUUGGCGUAGAAGUAGAUUCAUUAGCUGACAUUUUUUCAUUUGGUGUUACACCAACAAUUCUUAAUGAUUCAAUCGAUAAAUGGUCAUUACUUUUAUUUGUUUUCCGUAAGUUUAAUUUGCUGGUGUUUGGUGUUUAUCUCAAUAUGAUAUUAAAUCCAGCUGCUGCUGGUGUUGUUGCACUACUCGCAUUAUUUUCAUAUGUAUCAUCAGUUACUAUGACUGGAGUUGCAUUUUUAAUGCUUUGUACAUUACAUCGCCCAAAAUUAUAA
Messenger RNA from Adineta ricciae, 309 nucleotides. Lineage: Eukaryota; Metazoa; Rotifera; Eurotatoria; Adinetida; Adinetidae. The record is from the annotation of a GenBank genome assembly.